Molecule: messenger RNA, 2060 nt
Organism: Prorocentrum cordatum
Lineage: Eukaryota; Dinophyceae; Prorocentrales; Prorocentraceae
Source: the annotation of a GenBank genome assembly
GCCACCGCCGCCUGCGGCAGCGCCCCCUCGCGCGGGCCCCCGGGCGCCUUCGCGCCUCGGCCGCGCGCGUCCUGGAGCGGGCCGGGGGCGCCGCCGCCCAUGGGGCCGUCGAGGGUCUCCCGGUACGUGGAGCAGCGGGUGGCCCGGGAGCGCGUGUCGGAGGAGCGCCGCAACGAGAUCGGACAGCAGUUCUUCCUCGAGGGCUUCACUGUGCGACACGUGGAGUCGGAGCGGCGCUCGGAGGGCCUGCGCCAGCAGAGGGAGGCGGCGCAGGAGGCUGAGGAGGCGGCCCUGAGGCAGCAGCGCGAGAGCCAGGCGCAGCAGAAGGACCGCGAGCGCGCCACCGCGGAGGCCGAGGAGCGGCUCGCGGACGAGCUGCAGAGGAGGAAGGCGGAGGCGGCGCGGGAGGACGCCCAGCGCCGCAGGAUCGUCGACAGCUCCGAGGAGCUGCGGGCGCUGAAGCAGAAGCUGAAGGUCGCCGCGAACGAGCGCGGCAGGGCCGUGCAGCUGCUCGGCCAGCAGGCCCGGGAGGAGGAGGAGCGCCAGCUGGAGGCGCGCGCGGUCACCGAGCAGGAGUCCCACCGCCUCCGCGAGCUCGAGGCCAGGGCGCGCGCCGAGGACGAGCUGGUGCAGAGGCGCCGGGAGGUGAUGGCGGCGCAGCAGGAGCAGAUCACCGAGAGGCAGCGGUCGGGGCAGCAGGCGGCCCAGCUCCUCCAGGACAGGGCCGACGUCGAGAGGCUGGUGGCCCGGGUCGUCGAGCAGGACGAGGCCGAGCAGGCCCAGAGGCAGCGGAAGCGCGAGGAGACGGCCCGGCUGAUGGAGGAGGCGCGGCACGACAGGGAGGCCCGCAGGGAGGCCGACGCACGCCUCGCCGAGGCCGAGCGGGCCGACAUCGAGGCUUUCGAGCGGCAGAAGGGCGACUUCCAGGCGCGCGUGGCGGAGGAGAAGGCGCGCCGCGAGGCGGAGCGGGAGCAGCAGGCGCAGGCGGUGCGCGAGCAGGUGGAGCAGCGCCAGCGGGAGGCGGACGAGCAGCGGCAGGUGAUCGACGACCUGUGGCACGAGGAGCGCCUGGAGUUGCAGCGGGCCGAGGACGAGCGGCGGGCGCGCCUGGCCGCGGAGGAGCGGGCGCGGGCGCAGCGCAGCCACGAGGAGCAGCUGAGGGCGAAGGAGGCCCGCCGGCAACGGGAGGCCCAGGAGGAGAGGGAGCUGCAGGCGAGCCUGCUUGCGAAGAUGGCGGAGGACGACAAGGUCGAGCAGAUGAGCGACCAGAGGAGGCGCAUGAAGGUGCUGGAGCACAGGCGGCAGGUGGAGGCCCAGCUCGAGGCCCGGCGGCAGGCCCUCGAGGCGGCCCGCAGGCAGGAGGCCGAGGAGCGCGAGAAGGACGCCGCCGUGGACGCGGAGAGGCAGCGCGUCGUGGAGGAGGAGCGGCAGCGGCUCCUCGCCGAGUUCGCGCCGCCGCUGCGGGGCUUCUGGCCCAAGGGCAUGCUCCUGGGCGAGGCCGACGCGCGCCUGGUCGCGAGCGCCGGCGGCGGCCCGCUCGCCGCCGCGGCUGCGGGGGGCGCGGCUGCGCGGUAGGGCCCGCGGGCGCCCUGCUGGCCUCGGAGGGGGCGUGGGAAGUUGUGUGCUGCCAAGCCAGAGGGCCCGGUGCUUGGCCUGGCCGCUCGCAGGAAUCCGCAGGCAGGAGACGAGCCGUGCCCAAGGUGGCCUCGGCAGUCGAGGACAGAGGCGGAUCGGGGGGCCUUCGGCUUCAGACGACCGAGCGGAAGGUCGGCCUGAAGGAAAGAGGUCUUCAUCCAACAUCGACCGCCUCAGGUCAGCCUGGCGCAUUUCACUUUGCCCCCGAGCCAGUUGCCGCCCCCGUCGCUGCCAGCCCGAGAAGCAGGCGGCGCCCAUCGCGGGGGGCGGCCUUCGGAGAAGCCCGCUCGGGCCCCCGCCCCGGUCCCCAGCCCCUGCCCCGCUGACUGAGGGCGCCUGCCAGAGGGUUUGGGCCUCUGCGCACGGGGCCCCGCUGGCGUCGGCACGCGAGGCGGCGCGACAGGCGAGAAACAUCCGCGCCUGCG